CUGUACAUGUCUCUCGGCCUUUCCUAAUGGUUAUCAAAAGAUCUAGCCUCCUCGCCGCCAACCACCUCCAAUCGUUUCAUGCAUCUUUGAGCGCUUCCCAGUCGUCUACGUCACCAAGCUGUCGACAUCGAGGCACACAAGGCACACGACCAUCACAAUGUUUCCAAUACGGAUACGCGACCAUCGCCGGUGACAGUAGUGAUAAGGGUCACAGUGACCCAGCGGAGAAAGCAGAGCCAGAGCCAGCACACGUAUGGCCUGAGCCACAUAAAGGGCAGAAUAGUCCCACUCCAUACCAGAUAUUCGAUCUUAAGCAUGAUGGAGAAUAUCGCAAAGCGCAUUACUACAAACUAGUCAAGCUAUACCAUCCAGACUUGCACGGUAAUGGCAAGUCGAAAGAUGACCCCGCACAUCAACUCAAGAUGGAGCGGUAUCGUCUCAUAGUGGCUGCGCACAACAUUCUCUCGGAUCCUACCAAACGCAGCGCAUACGAUCGAUUCGGUUCGGGCUGGAAUGGCAAGGCAGAAGUUGGGAGCAGAGAUACUUGGGGAACACCCUCCCCAGCCGGGCCAUUCAGCCAGAGUUGGCGUGAUCCCAAUGACCCGGUCUGGCAGAACGCCACCUGGGAGGACUGGGAGAGGUGGCGGCAACACAGGGACUCAGGCGGUAAGACAAAGACGCCGCCUGUAUACAUGGCCAAUUCGUACUUUCUGGCAGCAAUUGUCGCUCUAGCAAUCAUCGGCAGCUCGCUAAAUGGCAAGCGGGCAUCAGAAGCGGGCAGCUAUUUGGUAGAGCAGAGAGACAUCGUACAUGACAGAGCUGCUAAGGAACUGCGAAAAGUCAGGCAGGAAGCAAAUGGCAUGACGAAUAGACAAGAUCGGAUAGACUUCUUCGUUCGGCAGCGGGAAGCCACCCAGGACACAAGAGGCUAUCAGGAUUUACAGGAGGAGAAAGCGAGUCGAGUAUUAAAGGAUCGGGAGAUUUGUGCGAGCGACAACAUCAGUGAAAGUUGAACGAGUUAGUUGGCAGAUCAACUCGUCCUUCAUUCGAUGUUCCUAAGAAAACGGAGCAUCUC
This is a messenger RNA of Pseudocercospora fijiensis CIRAD86, 1075 nucleotides long. RefSeq lists its product as uncharacterized. The record is from RefSeq and is a predicted model, not a curated record. The coding region runs from base 27 to 1013 and encodes 328 amino acids. The transcript has a single exon. NCBI's taxonomy places the organism in Eukaryota, Fungi, Ascomycota, Dothideomycetes, Mycosphaerellales, Mycosphaerellaceae.